Periophthalmus magnuspinnatus is the source of this 8898-nucleotide messenger RNA. RefSeq lists its product as uncharacterized. The record is from RefSeq and is a predicted model, not a curated record. Lineage: Eukaryota; Metazoa; Chordata; Actinopteri; Gobiiformes; Gobiidae. Gene Ontology annotation, biological process: telomere maintenance; DNA repair. The coding region runs from base 1 to 8898 and encodes 2965 amino acids. The transcript has 15 exons. Gene Ontology annotation, molecular function: ATP hydrolysis activity; DNA helicase activity.
AUGUCUCCUAUGUUUGUGGGGAUUGGGACUGGUUGGCGUCCUGCCGUGCGCCACUGGACACGCUCCUCUUUCACCGGGAAACAGCUGAGAGUCUGCAUCCCACCUGAAUCCCCCAACAAGGAGUUGGUCUUGGUUAUCGGGGAUUCACAUCUCAGAUCCUUCGUGGAGAGAGAUGUGGACAUCAGAGCAGAUGGCCCAUACUCCUUUGGGUACAUUUGCUCCCCUGGUGCUACAGCUGACACCCUAGAGACUGACGUAUGCCUUUCCACUGUUGACCAACGCGUGUCAAAAUGUGUGGUGCUGGCUACGGGCAACGACUCUUCCACCAGGGGCCAGACAGUGGAGCGGGCACAGAAGAACUUCCAGAGUCUUCUGUCUACAGUAAAACGUCUUUGCCCAAAGACAUGUGUGGUUGACUUCCCGGCUCGUCAUGUGGUCAGUGUGACCAAGCAGAACCAGUUUCGUCAAGCGUACAAGGCAGCAGCAGAGGCAGAAGGGCUGCAGUAUGUCUUCUGUGUGGACAGCUUUCCUAUGAAGAACUUGCGUCUCUGGGCUAAGGAUGGUAUCCACCUCAGUGUACCUGAAGGCAUGCGAGUCUUGUCAGACUUGAUCUGUAAGGCCAUCAGGGAGCUGUCUGAGAGCACCGUGGAUUCUGCCCACUCAAGUCCGAAGACACCUGCCGCCCCGUGUGUGAAGCCCCUGCCGAAGACCCCAGAUGUGGUUGUGACCUGUCCCACAUCCAGAGCAGUCCGAGUCCCAUCUACCACUCCACAGACGGACUCUGAGGGCUGGGAAUUUGGAAAGAAGAGUCUACAGUCGACUGCCACCACGAGAAAUGUUUCCCUGCGACAGGUCACUGGUCUGUGUGCUAUUCCCGUGUCUGCUGGCCGCUUUGCUGUUUUGUCUGCACCGCAGAAGACUCCUGCAACCUCAAAGAACCCAACUACCCUGGCAACAAAGAAGAUGAAGCAUGCAGCCAGAGUUGGGGAAGCAGCGAGCUCAACAUCAAGCUGGCAACCUCGAGUUGUGCUGAAAAAGCUGGAGACAACUGUGGCAGAGGCGCCAGUCAGACCUGCUAUCAACACAGCACCGACAGAAGAUCAGCAGGUGCAGACUGAUGCUGUGACAGUGACACUACGUCCAUCUACCUGCACAGAGCCUGAAGUGGCCGUGGAAGUGGUGAAGCCUGAUGUGAAGAGACCCAGGAGGACCUCCAGUCCUGUUCACAGAGAAGCAGAUGUGCAGGAGGAGCCUGAUGUGAAGAGACCCAGGAGGACCUCCAGUCCUGUUCAAAGAGAAGCAGAUAUGCAGGUACCAAUGAAAAAGGUCUGCUGUGGAAAGCAAGUCCCUGUCGUCAGACUGCAGUGGCCGUCACCCGAAGAGUGCAAAGCAAAAGUGGCUAAGAAGGAUUCCUGCCAUGAAAAACAAGCAUCUGUUCAACUACAGCCUCUGCAGCAUGAAGACAGCAAAGCUCCUCAGUUUGACAAUAUUGUUGGGUCAUUUCAUCAAGGACACACAAUAUUUCAUCCACAAAGUAGAGGAAAGCAGUGCACGGCCAUUGCUUUGGCUGCAAUUGUUCAACACACACACCUGCGGGAGGUGCAUGAAUGGUCUCAGAAAGAUCUAAACAUGACUUUAUUGGAAGGUGAUCGUCUGUACAUAAGAAAGAAGCAUCUUAUUCCUGGGGAUCAGUCUUAUUUGGGAGCUUUCGAUUUUAAAAAGGAGGAGAAGCUGUUUGGCAAGACGUUUUGUUUGAAAAUGGUCACUGUUAUUGGACGUCUGCUUUCAGCCACCAACCCUGUGGAAAAAGUAUGUUUUGUCACUUUGAAGACAGCUCUGGAAGAACAUCUUGCUACUGACAAUGCUUGUCUCUUCACCAUGUCAGGCAGUACAUGUGCUAUUAUCGCUAAAAAUGGCAUGUAUGCUAUUGUGGACUCCCAUGCACGCAGUAAAUCUGGGAUGGUAGAUGGCAAUGGUUCAAGUGUUGUGGUGUUUUUCACGAGCAUCAGUGAAGUUUAUGACCACAUCAUCCAACUUGCAGCAGGAUUCAUUGAGCCAAAUGUUGAGUUUGAGCUCAAUAGCGUGGCAGUGACUUUGAAAGAGUGUGACUGUGAUGGUGUGACUGUUGAGCCUACUCUGAGCUGUCCUCAUGGUGUGACUGAACUUAAAAGUAACCCCAGUUCCUGUGUUACUGAAAGUACUGCUGCAACUGACACGGCUGGUUUGAAAGCUUGUGAUCCUGGAUUCAAGACAAAGGAAAAUUUACCAGAAGUAGGACACAAAUGUGGCAGAGCACAAAUGAAAUCUCCAUUGCACAAAAAGCGAUCCAGGGUUGACACAGAGUUAAAAAGUGGAUCUCCAAUUGUCAAGAAAGCCAAACUGCAUGAUGCAAAUGACAUUACAAUCGUUGGUUAUGAGGAAAAUGCUUUGCAGUUUAAUCCUCUUUCUGAAAAAGUGUGCAAGGCAAUUUGCAAAAUUCUUCAUGUUGAAUUUGAAAAUUGCAAUGUUAAAGAGUCCUUACGCGCUGGGGAUGCUGGAGUGCCGUGCCAUAAUGAAAAGAUUGUUGCAGAUGGUAACUGUUUCUUCCGUGCCAUUUCUCAAGCCAUAAGUGGGACACAGAAACACCAUAGAAGAAUCAGACUGAACGCAGUGAAGCACAUAGAAAAGAAUCCUGAAAAAUAUCACUGCCUUUUGAAUGAAGAACAUCAGCAUUUGACUGUGGCAGAGUACAUUAAACUGCAAAAGAUGUCUUAUGUAAACACCUGGGCAACACAAGCUGAAAUUCAAGCCACAGCUGAUUGCAUUGGAGUUGAUAUUUACACCUUCUAUCAAGGCAAAUGGUUAAGAUUUCAAAACAGUGGAAAACAACAGUCUGCUGAAGGCAUCUACCUACAGAAUCACGGAGCUCAUUAUGAACAUGUUGUCUGUGUCAAACAAGGUCAACAAAAUGACUGUUAUAAACUGUGUACGUUUGGUGAGGCCCAGGGACACGUCACAAGAUCAGCACAUGCAACAACGAGUGUCUUCAGUUCAAAUCCUCUUGAUGAAAAUACUAUUGACAGAUCACAUCAGAAUAAAAAGAUCAUUUUGUCAAAGUAUUUAAGGAAAAAGAAGGCACAGAAGACCAGAGACUUUCUCAUAGUGAAGUAUCACGAAGAGGACAAAUAUCGACUGAAAGAAAACGGAAGGAGUAUUGGAAAAUAUAAAACUGAUCUGCAACAUAAAGAAUGUGUGAAAGCAUACAGUGUGGAAAAAUACAAAAAUGACCUGGAACAUAAAGAGAAAUUAAAAGCACAGACUGUCAAAAAAUACAAAACUGACCCGGAACAUAAAGAGAAAUUGAAAGCACUGAGUGUGGAAAAAUAUAAAACCGACCUGGAACAUAAAGAGAAGUUGAAAGCAGUGAGUGUGGAAAAAUACAAAACCGACCUGCAACAUAAAGAGAAGUUGAAAGCAUAUAGUUGUGAAAAAUACAAAAGUGAUUUGAUACACCAAAAUAAAGUUAAAGCUGAGAGUGUCCGGAAUUAUAAAGCAAACCCUGAUCUUCGACAAAAAUUAAAAUCAAUAAACAAAGCCAAAUACCACAAAGACAGUAUUUUCAGACGUAAACUCCUGGAUAAAAAACGAUUCAAAAGAACUCAAGAAAAAGUGCUGGCUGAUCAGAUGAACAUUGUAAUGAAUGAAUUUUUAAAGAAAGCCAACGAUGGACCUGAAUUUAUUUGCUGUGUAUGUUUCCGAUCCAUGUUUAAAGCAGCAGUAGUUCCAUACAAACAAAAGAACUACAAAAACAAAGCAGCUCAAGUAACGGCGGAAACAUGUGUCUCAGAUGAGUAUUUGCAUGAAUGUACCUCUGACUGCAAUGCACCAUGUCCAUUACAAGAAUCAAGAGGUGAGCUUUGGAUGUGCAAGGUUUGUCAUUCAAAGAUCCGAAGAGGUGUAACCCCAGCAGAAUGGUGGGGAAACAAUUUACAACUGGAUUCAGUUCCUCUUGAGUUGGCUUGUUUGAAUCAUCUUGAAAAACAUUUGAUUGCUUUAAACAUUCCAUUUAUGAAAGUAUUAGCUUUACCAAAGGGUGGUCAAAAUGGAUGCCACGGACCAAUUUUUUGCAUCCCUUCUUCAGUAAAUCAUACUUGUUCUGUUUUGCCUCGGACAAAUCUAGAAGGUUGUCUGUUACGUGUUAAAUUAAAGCGCAAGCUAUCUUACAAAGGACAUUAUGAAUAUCACUUUGUCGACACAAAUCACCUGAAAGAAGCACUUAAAUAUUUAAAGGAAAACAAUCAAUAUUAUCAAGACAUAGAAAUAAAUGAAGAAUGGGUGAAUGAGUUUGCUAAAGAAGAAGAAAACGAAGUCUUGAACAAUAAUUCAAAACAAACUGAGUCUCCUGAUGAAGAAGAUGAAACUCUACAUGACCGACAGAACCACUGUAUUUAUCAAGAUUCUUGUUCCAUGCCUGUUGAUCUUGGUCAAGAAACUCUUGAUCAGGGUUUUGAAGAUAUAAUUAAUCUGGCACCUGCUGAAGGAAACAAUCCUGUGCGUAUUUUGUCAGAUAAAGAUAAUGAAGCAAAAUCCUUUCCAUAUCUUUUUCCAUCAGGGAACAAUACUUAUCAUACGCCCAGACAGUACUACUUGACAUUGGCACGAUAUUUUAAUAACAGAAUAUUGCACGCUGAUGGAAGGUUUGCAAAGUGCGUUGAAUACAUUUUUUUUGCACAAUACAUGUCAGAAGUUCAGCAAGUCAUUCAGCAAGUGUCAAUAGCAUCACGCAAAGGACACACAAACCCUGCAGGCCAAAAAGACAAUGCUCCAGAAAAAAUUGAGUCUUUGCAGGAUAUCAUUAAGACUGAUGAAGGAUAUCGCUUUCUAAGGCCUAUAAGAGGUACUCCAAGCUUCUGGCAGGGUGCACAAAAAGAUUUACUUGCCAUGGUGCGGAAUCUGGGAAAACCAACUUUCUUUUGCAGUUUUUCGUCUGCAGACUUGCGCUGGGGAGGGCUUUUAAAUUCAAUUUUGAAGCAAGAGGGGAGAACUGAAACUUCUGAGAGUUUGGAGUAUGCAGAAAGGUGUGAACUGUUGCGUAAUCGCCCUGUCACUGCAGCACGCAUGUUUGACUACAGGUGGCAUCUCUUGUUAAAUUACGUGUUACUAUCUUCAUUGAAUCCAAUUGGAAAGAUUAAAGAUUACUUUUAUCGUGUAGAAUUUCAACAACGUGGAUCACCCCAUGUACACGCUUUAUUUUGGAUUGAAGAUGCUCCUGAGAUUGGAAAAAACACAGAUGAAGAAGUGGUGCAAUUCAUCGACAAGUACAUAACAUGUGAAAUACCCACCCUCGAUCAUCAAUUAGCUGAAACUGUUACCUCCGUGCAGCAACAUUCUCAACGCCAUUCGAAAACCUGUAAGAAAAAGAAUACAGCCUGCCGGUUCAAUUUCCCACGCCCUGUAUCUGAACGUACUUUCAUCACCAAAAAACAGAAAAUGCCAAAGUGCCCAAAGUGCCAAGGUGACACUGCAACAAACAGCCAAGAACAAAAUAAAGCCACUGUGGAAUGCAUAUGCUCUCAGAAUGAACAGAACUUUAUGAAAGAAGAGGAUGCAAUGAAAAUACUGACAACUGUUAAAAAAGCACUUCUGGAUAAAGACAAUCCCAUUACGAGUAUCCAGCAACUGUUUGAAAAUGUUGGCAUUACGCAGGAAGUAUGGGAAAAAGCACUUAAAUGUGUUGAAAAACGCAUGCAAAUUGUCCUGCAAAGAGAUGUCAAUGAAAUUUGGAUUAAUCCAUAUAAUCCACUUUUGUUGAAAUGUUGGAAUGCCAACAUGGACAUCCAAUAUGUGGUUGAUGUAUAUGCUUGUAUCGUUUAUAUUAUCAGCUAUAUGUCCAAAUCUGAGAGAGAGAUGGGGCUGUUGUUGAAACAAACACACCAAGAGGCCACAAAACAGGGAAAUUCUGAUGCCAAAGAAGCUAUGAAGAAGAUUGGUCAAGCCUACCUCCACAACCGUGAUGUGUCUGCACAAGAAGCUGUGUACAGAAUCACUCAAAUGCACCUGAAAGAAUGUUCAAGGAAAGUUGUGUUUAUCCCCACAGGUGACACAAUUUUCAAACUCACCAAACCACUAAAUGAACUGAAAAAGUCAGGAAACAAUGACAUUUGGAUGACUGGAUUUGUGGAUCGAUAUAAGAACAGACCACAGAAUGACACUUUUGAUAAUAUGUGCAUAGCCACAUUUGCAUCAGAAUACCGUGUGUUAAGUACAUCAGAAAAGAAAUCCAAAAAUGCGAUCAAGUUACAGAAUUCAUGUGGAUAUAUUUCAAAGCGAUUCAGAACCAAACCUGCUGUUGUGCGCUAUGCACGGUUUUCCCAAACAAAGAAUCCUGAGCUAUAUUACAAGAGCCUGUUACAGCUGUUUUUUCCUUAUCGUCAUGAUAACGACCUCAAACCUUCAUCAUUUCAUUCUUUUGAACAGUUCUACAAAGAAGGCACAGUGCAGCUUGGCAACCAGACCGUUUCAGUGAUGUCAAUUGUGAAUUCAAACAGAUCUCACUAUGACAUUGAAACUGAAGAUUUGGAAGAGAUUAAAAAUAAUCUGGACUCUAAUGAAAUAUUAGAGGAUGCUUGGGCCAUGCUUUGUCCUGAGCAAGAAGCAGAACGUUUGGAAGCCACUGAUGAACUUGCACAGACUAAACUGGAUGACGAAGAACCCUUGACCCAUAUUCCUGAUUUAGGGAUAGCUAACAAAGAAACUGCUCAUUUAGAAAAACAACACAAUGCGAUGACUCGAGCUGAAGGUUUGGAUUUAAUUCGAUCUUUAAAUGACAUCCAGCUGUCUAUAUUUUUCAAAAUACAAAAAUGGUGCAUACAAAAAGUCAAUGGAAAUGAUCCAGAACCUUUACAUGUGUUCAUCACUGGUGGCGCUGGUACAGGGAAAAGUCACUUGAUUCGGGCCAUUCAGUACGAAGCCAAUCGUCUGUUUGCUCCAAUGCGACAUCACCCAGAUAACAUGAGUGUUUUAAUAACAGCACCCACUGGCAUGGCAGCAUACAAUCUAAAUGCAUCUACAAUUCACAGUGCAUUUAGCAUUGGAACAGAUGUGACACUUCCCUACAUACCAUUAGGUGAAGAAAAACUCAAUUCUCUCCGUGCCAAAUAUAUUGACCUGAAGUUAGUAAUCAUUGAUGAAAUAUCAAUGGUUUCUCAUAAACUGCUCACAUAUAUACAUGGACGGCUGAGGCAAAUCAAGCAAAGAGGUGAUGUUUCCCCUUUUGGAAAUGUCAGCCUUAUAGCAGUUGGUGAUUUCUAUCAGUUACCACCAGUUAUGGCAAAAGGCUUGUACACUAACAAUCUACCUGUGAAUUUUUGGUCAAGUUUCAAAAUGGCUGAACUGAAAACAAUUGUCAGACAGAAGGAUACCACAUUUGCAGAAUUACUGAACCGAUUAAGAACACGAUCAAAAGGGACACCCAUGCUUCAUGAAGACAUCCACAUUCUACAAAGUCGUGAAACUGGAGAGCAGUCUUCUGCUCUACAUAUUUUUCCAACAAAUUCACAGGUAAAUGAACAUAACUUUAACCAGCUCCAAGCCACUUGUCCUGACUAUCAAACAAUAGAUGCACAGGACUAUCACUACAACAGGAAAACUGGAAAAAUGGAAAGCAAAGUCACACCUCACAGUAAAGACAACCUCACCAGUCUGCAGAAACAGCUAUUUUUGGGUGUUCCUGCUAGAGUUAUGCUGUGUAAAAACAUUGAUGUGGAAGAUGGAUUAGUCAAUGGAGUCUGCGGAACUGUAACACAUAUUAGUGAAACAGAAAGAAAUGGACUUCCUGAAGCUGUGUAUGUUCAGUUUGAUGACAUCAAUGUUGGUACACAGAGACGAAAGAAGUACCCAUCCACUGCACCUGCUUUAAUAAACUCCACACGGAUACAGCCAGAGGAGGAAAGGGCUAACAGCAAAGGGGGGAAACGUCGUCAGUUUCCUCUUGCACUUUCCUGGGCUGUUACAAUCCACAAAGUACAAGGCCUGACUGUUGACAAUGCUGUGGUGUCGCUAAAGCAAGUGUUUGCCUCAGGACAAUCUUAUGUGGCUUUAAGUCGUGUAAGAAGUCUAGAUGGCCUUAUUAUCCAGGACUUUGAUGAGAAGGCUAUUUAUUGUAAUGAUGAGGUAAAACAUGCCUUGGAAGCUAUGCCACGCUUCUUGGAUGACAAUGUGUCACAAGCCAAACAGUCAGCUGAUGUGUUAACCUUGUUUUUGAUGAAUGUUCAGGGUUUAGUAAAACAUUUACCUGAUUUGGUGUCAUCGACGCUGCAUUUACAGCCUGACUGUAUAGCUGUGACAGAAACAUGGUUAACAUCUCAGUCUGCACUUCAUAGUGUUGACAUAGACGGUUACAGUUUUCACAGCCGUCCACGAAGUCUGGCAUACGAACACAGCAAGCAUCCGGCUCUUACUACACUCAAAAGUCAACAUCAUGGUGGAGUGGGCAUGUAUUGCUCACACAACACAAACUGUCACUUUCCUGAUGUACCCCAAUUUAAUUUGGAGUGCUUAAUUUACAAAAAUGUAAAUCAUCAGGUUUUAGUUGCUGUUGUGUAUCGUCCACCAACAUAUCCCAUGUCUGUGUUCAAGCAGAAUUUGAAAAAUCUGCUAACUUGGCUACAGGCACAAAGUCAGUCCAUUGUGGUUAUGGGAGAUUUCAAUGAUGACAUAUUGAAAUCAUCAUCACUGUGCAAUUUCAUGAGCAGUUAUGGAUAUGUUCAGAAUGUCACAUCUCCAACUACAGAACGAGGCACUUUGAUUGAUCAUGUCUAUGUCAAAUCUCAACAAUAUGAGAUUUCAUCAGAGGUUGUUCCAACAUAUUUCAGUGAUCAUCAGGGCAUAGUCUGCUCUCUUAAGCUGAAGUCUGUGUAG